Colletotrichum abscissum is the source of this 378-nucleotide messenger RNA. RefSeq lists its product as uncharacterized. Lineage: Eukaryota; Fungi; Ascomycota; Sordariomycetes; Glomerellales; Glomerellaceae. The record is from RefSeq and is a predicted model, not a curated record. The transcript has a single exon. The coding region runs from base 1 to 378 and encodes 125 amino acids.
AUGACGGGGGACGCGUUCUGGCUGUCUUCACCCUCGUCGUUCAACGUUGGUUUGGACUCUCCACAACUAGCAGCAGCAAAAGUCACCCUCGCCGCCCUUGCCCCCUGGUGGGAACAAUGGCAAACGAUUGUACUGUGGUCUGCAGGCCUUUUGCCCAUCUUCUCCUCCUUGCCGGCGCGCGGGUCGAAACAAGAACAACCGGCCAUGACAGACGUUGCCUCUCUUGCCAAUCAUCCACCAGAUUCCCGAUUUCCGCCCCCUAUCAAUGCGCAAUCGAUGGGGGAGAGUGAACUCAGAACUCGCGCAGAUGUUCCCUCCAACAGCAGCCGAUUCCGAAUCAUUCUGGCAAACGAACAGAGUGAUGAAUGCAUCGGCUAG